AUGAAGACAACGGUCGCCACGUCCGCUCUCCUUCUCGCCACGACCGCGAUGGCCUCGUCGUCGCUCGACCGCGCGUCGCUCCUGCGCGAGUUCAACGCGUGGAAGCUCAGCGACGCUGGCGCCGAAGCCUUUGAGCGCGGCUUUGUGCCCGAGACCAUCGGUCGGUCUGUGCCCGAGGCCGAGAACCUGCUCCUCGACCGGUUCCUCGACACCAAGCGGGAAGUCGCGCGCCUCAACAUUGAGCACCCGGACGCACACUUUUCGCUCGAGAACCCGUUCGUGCUGCUCAACGAAGCCGAGUUUGCCGCCUUUGUCAAGGGGUCGUUUGGCGACGGUCCGCGCCAGCUGCGCGCCGCCAGUGACGACGACCUUGUUUCGUCGGAUGUGCUCGACGUCAAGGCCACCAGCAAGGACUGGACGACGCAUGCGUGCAGCGCGCCGCUGCGCAACCAGGGCCAGUGCGGGUCGUGCUGGGCGUUUGCGGCCGUCGCUGCUGCCGAGUUUGGCCACUGCCUCGUCACGGGUGCACGCCUCGACCUCUCGCCGCAGCAACUCGUGAGCUGCGACAGCUCCAGCGGCUACGGCUGCCAGGGCGGCUGGCCCUGGAAGGCGCUCGACUACAUCUCCAAGAACGGUCUCUGCACCGCCGCGGCGUACCCGUACACGUCGGGGUCGAGUGGCCAGAACGGCGCGUGCCAGUCGUCGUGCAAGAAGACGCCGCUCCGCGUCGGCGCGUCCGUGAGCAUCCAGGGCGAGGCCAAGCUCACGUCGGCACUCGACAAGCAACCCGUCGUCGUCGUCGUCGAGGCCGGCAACAACGUCUGGAAGAACUACAAGAGCGGCGUCGUCAAGUCGUGUCCUGGCGCGCAGUCGGACCACGCCGUCUUGGCCGUCGGCUACGACGCUGGCAGCUACAAGAUCAAAAACUCGUGGGGCGCCAGCUGGGGCAACGGCGGGUACAUUUCUCUGCAGCGCGGCGUCGGCGGCAAGGGCAUGUGCAACGUCGCCGAGCACCCGUCGUACCCGCCGCUCAAGUAA
Molecule: messenger RNA, 1038 nt
Organism: Saprolegnia parasitica CBS 223.65
Lineage: Eukaryota; Oomycota; Saprolegniomycetes; Saprolegniales; Saprolegniaceae
Exons: 1
Coding region: 1-1038 (345 amino acids)
Cellular component (GO): lysosome
Molecular function (GO): cysteine-type endopeptidase activity
Source: RefSeq, a predicted model, not a curated record